CCCCAAAUCAACACCCAACUCUUCAAAAUUCGAAACCCAAAAAUUUAAUAGCAAAAAUCCAAAGCGCCAAAGACUUGAGAUUUCAAAGCAAAUUCAACCCGGCGCUCUCCUUCUCCAUUCUCACUACAAAUCCCCCAUCUCACUCAAACCACUCUAUUAGUACUUCUCUCUCUCUCAGCUCAGAAAACUCACUGAACUGUAAUGGCUUUUUUUACCGUGGCUGAGAAAUGCGCUCCGAUUACGCGCGCGGCGGCCAAGAGGAGGGUGGUGGCGGCCUUGGCCGAGGAGCAGCAGCUGGUGACUAAGAAGCGCACCGUGCUCGGAGAUCUCACCAACUUGGCAAACGUCGUCGUUUUGGCCUCAAAAAACCCCAACUUGGAUUUUGCGAUACGGAAACCCACAUGUGAAAGAAAGAGAGCUGCGCCGGAGCGGGUCAAUGAAGACCCACAACUUUGUGGGCCUUAUGCUUCUGAUAUCUAUGCCUAUCUUCGCAGAAUGGAGGUGGAGCCAAAGAGAAGGCCAUUGCCUGAUUACAUGGAGAGAAUUCAGAAGGAUGCUAUUAAUGCUAAUAUGAGAGGGAUUCUUGUGGAUUGGUUGGUAGAGGUUGCGGAAGAUUUUAAACUUCUUCCGGACACUCUUCAUUUAUCUGUUUCCUACAUUGAUAAAUAUUUGUCGAUGAAUGUGAUCAAUAAGCAUAAGCUUGAGCUGUUGGGAGUUGCUUCAAUGUUCAUUGCCUCGAAGUACGAAGAGAUAAAUCCUCCACUUAGUGACAUGAUAGAAAGUACAUACAACAAAGCAGAGGUGAUCAAGAUGGAGGCUGAUAUCCUCAAAUCCCUCAAAUUUGAAAUGGGGAAUCCUACUGUUCGGACCUUUUUAAGAAAGUUUACUGAUGUUGCUCAAGGGAAUUAUAAAACUCCCAAUUUGGAGUUUGAGUUCUUGGUUUCUUACCUUGGAGAGCUAAGUUUGUUGGAUUACAAAUGUGUGAAAUUCUUACCUUCUAUGGUAGCUUCAUCAGUUGUUUUCCUUGCAAGAUUAAUGAUCAGAUCAAAGAUUAAUCCUUGGUGUUCAACAUUGCAACAUUACACUGGAUACAAAGCAGCUGAUUUGAAAGAUUGUGUUGUUGUGCUUCAUGACUUGUACUUGGGUAGAAGAGGAGGAUUGUUACAAGUUGUGCGAGAGAAAUACAAACAACAUAAGUUCAAGUAUGUGGCAAACCUUCCCUGCCCUCCAGAGCUACCAGCUCCUCUGUUUGAUAAUGUGAAGGCAUGAUUGAUGAGAUUAGCAUUGGGUUUAUGUUGAAACUAUGAGGAUGGCUGUUGUGGCAAGGGUUGUCUCAAUUUGUUUGAAAUAUCUGGCUAAGGGCUUACUGAGCAAUCUCACUGGAGGAGUAAUUUGAAGGGUGUUGACAGAUGAGAAUGGGAUAUCGAUGAAAUCUGUUUAGGUGGAUUGAAAGCUUUCCACUCUUCUGUGUUACUCUAUUCCAGGCAUGGAGUAGCAGUUAAAGAAAAUGAGCCAACUUAGAGAAGGGGUUACAUAUGCAGAUGUGUUGCCAACCUCAGCUCCUCAGGGUUAUGGGAUGUAACUUCGGCAUACUCACAAAUAGAAAAUGGAUAAGCUAAGGUGCUGUGUCCCCUUGAUAUAGCUACAAAAGCAACAAUUAAGUUGCAGAGUAGUUGCCUUCCUCCAACUGAUACAACCAGUAGCACCCCUCUGUGGUGGUGUUAAUGAUGAGAAAACACAGUUCAUGAUCCGUGAUUGAUCUUAUUGUAGAAUGUUGGUGAUUGCUUAAUGUUGGGCAGUGAGGAAUGCACUGCAUAUUUAGGAUGUGGUCGGGUAAUGUCACAUUACAUGCAAGUGUGCUGAACUCCAAAGUAUACAACUUGCAAGUUGUACUGUCUUUGUAUUUUCAGUCCUGUAUUCUUCACCUUCUAAUGACAUACAAUGAAGUUACCAAUCACAACAUCAAC
Fragaria vesca subsp. vesca is the source of this 1967-nucleotide messenger RNA. Its product is annotated as cyclin-A3-2-like. The transcript is spliced from 9 exons. The record is from RefSeq and is a predicted model, not a curated record. Gene Ontology annotation, cellular component: cyclin-dependent protein kinase holoenzyme complex; cytoplasm; nucleus. Gene Ontology annotation, biological process: regulation of cyclin-dependent protein serine/threonine kinase activity; mitotic cell cycle phase transition. The coding region runs from base 202 to 1269 and encodes 355 amino acids. Lineage: Eukaryota; Viridiplantae; Streptophyta; Magnoliopsida; Rosales; Rosaceae. Gene Ontology annotation, molecular function: cyclin-dependent protein serine/threonine kinase regulator activity.